Medioppia subpectinata is the source of this 296-nucleotide messenger RNA. Lineage: Eukaryota; Metazoa; Arthropoda; Arachnida; Sarcoptiformes; Oppiidae. The record is from the annotation of a GenBank genome assembly.
UUAAGAAUCAGAAUAAUAGUAACAAUGAAGAAAUAAAUUGGAUUAAACCAGACAAAAAAUAUGGUGACGACCCGCUUAUGGUUGUCGACCUCUUGGUUGAUGUCAUGUUUAUCGUCGACAUUUUAAUCAACUUUAGGACAACUUAUGUCAAUAAAAACGAUGAGGUUGUCUCACAUCCGGGUAAAAUAGCCUUAAAUUACUUACGAGGAUGGUUUCUAAUCGAUGUCGUGGCCGCCAUUCCUUUUGAUCUCUUACUUUUUGGUUCACAAAAUGAUGAGAGCUCGAAUAUUUGGAAA